AUUUAUACCCUGUUUUUUUCUCAUUUCUUCAUCUUAGAAAAUUCCCCUUAUUUUCUGAUUUUGCCCUCUUUUUUCAAUUCCCCUUAUCUUGCGGCCUAUUUUGCCUUCCUGCAUCUGCAAUGGCUCCAUCACGCAGACGUUCUGGGACAUCUCCUAAGAGUGGUCUCCGCAAACAGUACCGCCAAUUCCAGCUCUUCUCACUUGCUACUGAGAUUGCUCGAUUUAUUGGACAUCUCUCUAGCCCAACUGUUCCAGAGAAUCCCUGUCUGCCUCCUCGCAUCAUGCAGAGCACCUUUACGCGUAAUAUGGGAACACAGACCUCACCUGCCUUUAACCAACAGACCCAAACUUAUGAUGACAACCUUGACGAUGACACCUGCUUUUCUGACCACAGUCUUCUCCUUAUCCCUCACGCUGGUCUCCCACUGAUUAUUCUCCUACAUUUCCGGUCCAUUCACCCGAUUAUCUUGCUACCAUACCUUCACCCGACUCUGAGCCAGACUACUCCUUCAUGUCUUCUGCAGCUGCAGAAGCCCACAAGCUUUUUUAUCCCAUUAAACAUGCUUAGAUCUUCUCAAUGCUGUCUUUGUUCUUUGUCUAUUCAACACACUCAUAACAUCAAGGUGACUACAGAGCCUGCUUGGGUCACACCAAAGUGGGACAAACCCUGUCAAACCGGGGUGGACAAGACCCGAACUAAAUCAUAUAGCCUCUGUCAACAGUACGCAGUACCCAUCAAGACACAUCUGGCAGAGCUACCCAGGCUGCCAGGCCUAGGGGAGUGUGGGAACAAUAACCAGUUAGAUGUUACGGGUUGUUUGGACAAAAAGCAGGACAAGAGUUUAGAGUAG
Silurus meridionalis is the source of this 851-nucleotide messenger RNA. RefSeq lists its product as uncharacterized. The transcript is spliced from 4 exons. Lineage: Eukaryota; Metazoa; Chordata; Actinopteri; Siluriformes; Siluridae. The record is from RefSeq and is a predicted model, not a curated record. The coding region runs from base 120 to 851 and encodes 243 amino acids.